AUGGCGGAUUGGACUGAGCAAGACCUGUCGGAAGACCGGAUCAGUCAAUUGCUUGAAGAACUCAAACAAGCAGUCCAUGAGUAUGGUGAAUUGCAUCGCGCUCAAGGUGUGGACGAAAACGAACACCAACCCGCCCUCCACCAACACUCGAAGUACAUCUACGGCCUGUCAAAGGAGUAUCUCGGCCAUGACCCCAAACACGCAAGCGUCCGUAAGUUGUACAAGUGGUUCGGUCAGACCGUCCGAGGCCAAUUCCCUGGACACCGUAACCUGCGGCCAGAGCAGCAUAAGACGUACCAUCGACACAUUGCCGUCGGUCAGGAUGACGACGGAGAUAUGUCCGACAUGGAUCCAGCUCUGAUGGACGACAGCGACAGUGAAUAUGGCGGCAGUCAUGGGGAUGAUCAUUGCAGCGGUGACGACCAGGACGAGCAGCAAUACGACGAUGGUUAUCAUGACAAGCAUCAUGAGGAUUACCAUGGCUACGGAGGGCGUCAUGACCGGCAUCAUCACGGACAACAUGAGGGGUGGAAUGAAAAUGGGGAAGACGCUGGCCAGGGUGAAUGGGACGGAGAAUUGGGAGACGACGGCCAGGACGACAGAGAUUACGUCCAUGACAACGGUUGGAAUGAUCAGGAUGAAGACGGCCAAUAUAGCCACCACGGCGAAGGAGAUUACAGGGACGGAGGAGAUGAGCACGAGCACGGAGAUCAACAUCAACACCAAGGCCACAACCAUGAGCACCAACACCAUCAUCAGCACCAAGGCCACGAUCAUCGCGCAGACGAUUAUUAG
Messenger RNA from Cladophialophora carrionii CBS 160.54, 795 nucleotides. RefSeq lists its product as uncharacterized. The record is from RefSeq and is a predicted model, not a curated record. Lineage: Eukaryota; Fungi; Ascomycota; Eurotiomycetes; Chaetothyriales; Herpotrichiellaceae. The transcript is spliced from 2 exons. Bases 1 to 795 code for a protein of 264 amino acids.